AUGUUGGUGCUUGGCCUACCAAUAAUGUUCCUGGAGAUGGCCCUCGGUCAGUUCGCCUCAGAAGGGCCGAUCACGGUGUGGAAGGUCAGCCCGGCUUUCCACGGUAUCGGGGUUGCUAUGGUGAUCAUCCUUACCAUAAUUACCAUCUACUACAACGUCCUCGUCAUGUACUCCAUCUACUACAUGUUUGUCAGCUUCGUCAACCUUGACGACGCUGUACCCUGGGGGUCGUGUGGCAAUCCCUGGAACACCAAUUCCUGUAGGUCGGAGCCAUUCCCUCCGCUAACGCUGAUGGAUGAGGCAAACAGAACAACGACUUUGUUCAAAGAGCUCUACAACCAACCUUGUGUAGAGAGCCUUCUGUGCAACAUCUCUGAAGUCUACAACUCAACCUUCAACACCACCGACGACCUCAACUCCACCAUGAUCCAGGAUGACAUCACCAAGAGAUGUCUGAACAAAUACACUACAGCCAGUGAAGAGUACUGGGAGUAA
Messenger RNA from Haliotis rubra (blacklip abalone), 495 nucleotides. RefSeq names its product sodium- and chloride-dependent glycine transporter 2-like. Gene Ontology annotation, cellular component: membrane. Gene Ontology annotation, biological process: sodium ion transmembrane transport. The transcript has 3 exons. Bases 1 to 495 code for a protein of 164 amino acids. Lineage: Eukaryota; Metazoa; Mollusca; Gastropoda; Lepetellida; Haliotidae. The record is from RefSeq and is a predicted model, not a curated record.